AUGUAGAAAGUAUUUAUCAAUCAAGGUAAAACUGACUAUGUAAGUCAAUUUUUUUGGAAUCCAACUCAAACUAAAAGAAAAAAAACCUUUUUCGCAAAUAUCAACCCUUCAUUAAGAUGCAUUUUUCUUUACUUUUUUCAUGUUAGACUUCUUAAUGAAAAAAUAGAAAAGAGCAAUACUAAAAUACAAAUUAAAAAAGAGCAUGCAUAUAUUGUAGAAUUAAUCUCUAAAAUUCUUCUCCUUUUGAGAUUUGAGAUACAACCAAGUCUUGAAAAUUAGAUUCCAACUAUUUGCUUAAAUGAUAUACACAAUCCCAUUUAAAGAUAUUUGUGA
Molecule: messenger RNA, 333 nt
Organism: Paramecium tetraurelia
Lineage: Eukaryota; Ciliophora; Oligohymenophorea; Peniculida; Parameciidae
Exons: 1
Source: RefSeq, a predicted model, not a curated record